Molecule: messenger RNA, 1206 nt
Organism: Aspergillus sclerotioniger CBS 115572
Lineage: Eukaryota; Fungi; Ascomycota; Eurotiomycetes; Eurotiales; Aspergillaceae
Product: Metallo-hydrolase/oxidoreductase
Exons: 3
Coding region: 1-1206 (401 amino acids)
Biological process (GO): dodecyl sulfate metabolic process
Molecular function (GO): linear primary-alkylsulfatase activity; protein dimerization activity
Source: RefSeq, a predicted model, not a curated record
AUGGCAUCUCAGCAGAUGGAACCAGAUUUAUUUGAUAGGACCGAUUUCGCAAAUGCCUCCCGGGGCUUGAUCGGGUCUCUUCAGCCGGGCAUCAUCCGGGCCGCCGAUGGCCGAACGGUGUACAACGACGCCUACGACUUCUUGCAAGCGUCGGAAUGCCCGGCCACCGCGAACCCAAAGCUGUGGCGGCAAGGCCAAUUGGCCUCGAUGCAGAGACUGUUCGAAGUGACCCCAGGUAUCUACCAGGUCCGUGGCCUUGACUUGGCCAACAUGACCGUCGUCGAAGGCGCCGAGGAGGUUAUCAUCAUCGACCCUAACAUUCGUGGAAUGCGCUGCUGCCGCCUUGACUCUUCAGUGUCCAUCCCACUUAUUGUGCCAGAAGGGUUCGUGGAGGAGGCUAUGAGCGAAAACAUCUACGUCGGGCCCGCCAUGCAUCGUCGCGCACUGUACAUUUACGGAUACCAAUUACCCAAGUCGCCCAAUGGACAGAUCGGGUGUGGAAUCGGAAUGACUGUCUCGAGGGGGACAACCUCCUUUGUGCCUCCCAAUACGAUUGUCAGCUCAACUGGCGAACGGACCAUUGAUGGGGUCCGGAUUCAAUUCCAACUGGUUCCUGAAACGGAGGCGCCGGCGGAAAUGAAAUUCUUCUUCCCCGAUCAUCGGGCAUUGUACAUUGCCGAGUGUGCCACGCAUAGUCUGCAUAAGAUCAUUACGCUCCGCGGGGCUUUGGUUCGCGAUUCGAAAGCCUGGGCACGGUACCUCGACGAGUCGCUUGUCCUGUACGGUCAAGAAUCGGACGUCUUAUUCGCCGGUCAUAACUGGCCGACUUGGGGACAGAGUGAGAUUGAACGGCUGAUCUACGAACAUCAUAAUGUGAAAGGAAUCUACCAGCGGUACAUGGGAUGGUUUGAUGGAAACCCGGCGCAUCUGUGGGAGUAUCCGCCUGUCGAGAACGCGAAGCGAUACGUGGCAUGCAUGGGCGGAAUUGACGAAGUGGCUGCAAGGCCGAGAGAUUCGCGCAAGAUGGGGAUUUACGAUUUGCUGCCACCCUCCUGGGACACGCGGUCUCCUUUGAUCCAGAACAUGAGAAGUCGGAGGGACGCUGGCCGGGGUGUUGGAGCAGUUAGGGUUCGGGGCGGAGAACGCCACAUGGCGCAACUUCUACCUGUCGGCGGCGCGGAAUUUGCGCGCGGCGCCCCAAAUUAA